AUGGAUGAAGGCCACACGGAUGAAAGUUACAAGAAUAAAGGCCUCAAAGAUGAAGGCAACAUGGAUGAAGGCCACACGGAUGAAGACCUCAGGGAAAUGGCGAAACAGAUGAACGCCACUCGGAUAAAGGCCAGACGGAUGAAGUCCACCCAGAUGAAGGCUAAACAGAUAAAUGCCACACGGAUGAAGGCCACAGGGAUAGAUGUAGACCAUUUGGAUGAAGGCUACACGAAUGAAGGCCAGAAGGAUGAAGGCCAGAAGGAUGAAGGUCAUACGGAUGAAAGCAACAAGGAUGAAGGCCACAAGGAUGAAGGCCAAAAGGAUGAAGACCACAAGGAUGAAAGCCACACUAAUGUAGACCACAGAUAUGAAGGCCAUAAGGAUGAAGGCCACUCAGGUGAAGGCUACACAGAUAAAUGCCACAUGGAUGAAGGUCACAGGGAUGUAGACCACUAG
Molecule: messenger RNA, 456 nt
Organism: Procambarus clarkii (red swamp crayfish)
Lineage: Eukaryota; Metazoa; Arthropoda; Malacostraca; Decapoda; Cambaridae
Source: RefSeq, a predicted model, not a curated record